Messenger RNA from Rhopilema esculentum, 2401 nucleotides. RefSeq lists its product as uncharacterized. NCBI's taxonomy places the organism in Eukaryota, Metazoa, Cnidaria, Scyphozoa, Rhizostomeae, Rhizostomatidae. The record is from RefSeq and is a predicted model, not a curated record.
UGUUUAAAACACGUCUUGCCAAAUCAGUAACUUGCGAGCGACUUAAUUUGCAUAACAAAGGACCGUGUAUAAAUGAGCGGCGAAUGAGCAACGCAGAACAUUAGCUGAAAGCGGCAAGGCAACGUAGUUAGCAAGAGAUCAUUCUACCUUCAAACGUGUGUGCAGAAUAUGAUUGAAAACGGCACAUCAAGAAUGUCUGAGAGCGGUUCUCCAGCGGAAAGUCUGUUGAGUUUCCUGAAUACAGCUUCUAGCAGCGUAAAAAAUGUUCUAGCAAGGCCGGGCUGCUUUAAAAGAAAUACUAACCAUAGAAGAUUUUUACAGAAACAACUUAGAGUUACGACGAGAGGUUCCGAGACGGUGACAGGGAAACAAGAAAUAUCCAAGAAGCAAUUUUCUUUAAGCAAAGUGAAGCAAAGAAAUUCAAUGAAACGUCGAACUGAAGAAUCAUUCCCGGAUGACGCAGCACUUCGGAAAACGGUGCCGCCAAGGAAGAAAAUGAACGCGACGGCAAAAGAUCAGUAUACUGUAAAACGCAAUGUGAUUGCAACAAAUGAGGUACAAAAUGAGCUUCAAUACUUAGAUGAAUGUAAGCGGUUUAGUGCAAUGGUUGACGAUCUUGUAGACAAUUUGCUAGACUCUUCAUCGCAGAGUGAAAGCAACCAAAGAUUAGCAAAUGAAACCUCGGAAGUUUCUUCAUAUUCGUACACUAGGUCGGGAUCUAUCUCCUCGUCAUAUUCAUCAGCAUCAGAAGAAGAAAUCGUCCCCGACUUCAUGUCUGGAGAAGAACUAGUCCGAUCUCUCGAUAUAUCAGAACUUUUCAUCCCUGAGGGGCACUCUAGCCCUGUAGAACAGCGAUGUAUCAGACAAGAACCGUACAGCGAUAACGACUACCAAAUGGUUCCAGGGAACGAUAGUCCGGUACAUGAAGAGUAUAUGUACGAAACAGACUUGAUUGAUGUACAAGGUAUGCCGGUUUUUGAGAAUGUCUUCCGUCAGUUUUCGCUUUGACGCAAUGCAUUCUAGCAUACUUCUCUUCAGUAUACUGCAACUGACACCCAUGCCAGCACAGCUUCCUUCUCUGGGAGAGAUACGACAAUCCAGCUAAGAUUCAUCGUGCAUUCGAUACAGUGAGCCAAGAAAGAUCUCUUAGAUCAUCAGUUCUACCACUGAUUGCGAUACCUAGAUGAAAUUGCCGAAGAUGUAUUGCUCUCUCCAUAGAAUGCGCUGAGAUGCCUUUCACAAGGAGAUGUUAUCGCAAAUCAAGUUGAAGUCACUUUCUCCAAAGAUUUUUUAAUGGACAAGGAACCAAAUUUCGAAUGAAUUUUUAAAUUGCACCAUUUAAUAGAACAUUAUAUUUACAUACUAGACAAAUGAAUUGUAUAAUAUUUAGAUAAAUGAAUGUAUUUUAGCGCAAAGAAUUAUCACUAUAAAUUUAUAAAGGCACGAACUUUGUUUUCUUUCUUGACUCUGAAUGUGUUUUAUGGUAUUGGUCAUGACCUACGCAAAAAUACCUUGUAAAAUAAAAGUGCAGAAAAAUCAAAAGACGAUCAUCAACGAAACCCUGUCAAAUACUAUUCAAUUACUUGAUUUUUUUACGAAUUACAUGAAAUAUAACGAAUUAGAAGACGGGAGACAUCGUGGACAGUGGCUUAAAGAAGAGGAGAACUCUCUCUAUACAAACUUAAGGAGAUAAACAAAAUUCGAUUUUCUACUACAGUUAAUGCUCGUAUCGCCCAAGAUAUCAGGGAGGGGGGCUAGUAUCUUAGCGAAUUUGGAUAGAACUCUAUUAGAGGCAGCCGUAAUGUGAGCAGACUUCAUUGGAAAUCUUAGCAUAGCAGAAAAAUACCUUCCACAAUUGCUUCAAAGGCCUUAGACACCCAUAAAGUUACCAUUAAUUUUUUAGGUUUAUUCUAUAUUCAUAUUUGCUUCAAAGAAAACAUGAGAAGGCAUUAUUGCCCUAUUGCCAAAUGCGUGAUUUUGCCUGUAUUCCUGUCAGACCGUGAGCUAAGAAGUUUUUAAAACACCAACAUGCCUAAGUCAGGAUGACAGUCUCUGACAGUAAGAGCCAGUCUCUGCAUCUGCCCUCUUGUAAUCAGUUUUUUAAACAUAUUCAAAUUAUUGAAACCAUUUCUUGAUCCAAAAGAUUUUUUCUAUGUGAAGUAUACCUCUUUAAGGUGUAGGCUACUUCUUCAUUUUGAAACGAUGAUUUUCCCAUGUCUCUAAUCUAUCUUGAUGUUUAUCUCGAUGACUCUUUUUUAAAAGAAGCACUGAUAACAGAUUUGUCAACAAUGAGCACACAUCUUAAGCUUGGUUUCCGCUUUGAGUUAGCGUGAGUUAAUUUGAGAUAAUUCUGUGAUCUGACAUGAUUUAAAAAUAAUAUUAUAGUGGAAACGCUCAUUAA